Messenger RNA from Bursaphelenchus xylophilus (pine wood nematode), 1851 nucleotides. The record is from the annotation of a GenBank genome assembly. NCBI's taxonomy places the organism in Eukaryota, Metazoa, Nematoda, Chromadorea, Rhabditida, Aphelenchoididae.
AUGGAUCUGUAUUUCCGUCGUCAUUCCGAGUGGCUGCUCUACUACAACUGCUCAUUCUACGACCCGGACUCCUGGCCGCGAGAGGAAAGAGUGUCAAAGGCCGCGGCCUGGGUUUUCUACGUCUCCGGCGUUAUUGAAGCCAUUCUAUACCUUCUGAUUAUAUACGUUCUAUGUGAUAAGAAGUUGCGACAAAACUUUUGCUAUCGUCUAAUGCUGUUGAUGGCCCUGUUUGAUUUGUUUUUGAUCCCGGCGAUCACCUUUGCCACUGGUUACUUUCUAUAUUAUGGAAUGGUAUACUGCGAUCAUCCGGUGCUCAUUUAUUUCAUUGGCCAAUGGCUGCUGGGUAUGCGAUUUUUGGCAGUUUUUGACAGACCAAAAAAUUUUGACAAGGAAGUACUUUCUAUGGUAUGGAGUUACAGGUCGAGUCAUAUAUCAAAAAAUUCGCAAAAUUUUUCUCAUUCAGAAUAUGUAAAAAAUUAGCUACCUAGUUUUGGUUUGUAAGGGUGAAAAAACCCUGGGAACCUUUCUCGAAACACCACGCAAAUGCCUUUUUGACCAAGUUUUUACCAAAUCAAAAGCUUGUUUUUGAGUUACAGUAAACUCUGGUAUCUUCACAAGCCUUAAAAUAUCAAAUUUAAUUUAUACUGCACCUUAAUUCCAAUGUAAAAAAAGGCCCAUUUUCAUGGUGUUGCGAGAAAAGUUCUAAUCGUAAGGGUUUUUUCACCCUUACAAACCAAAAUUAUGCAGCUAAUUUUUGCAUAUUCUGAAUCAGAAAAAUUUCGCGAAUUUUUUCAUAUAUGUCUCGACCUUUAACUCUAUACCCCAUAGAAGUACUUUCCUCGUGAAAAUCAAGUAAUAACAUUUUUGUAUUCAAGUCUAUGCCGUUUUUUCGAAUUUCCAAAAAACUUGCUUGCAUUUUCAGCCGGCUGGAUGGGCUACUCAUUGUGUGCGGUGAUCCUCGCCUUCAACCGCUGCGUUUGUUUCACCAAAGCCGGCUUUCUCUUCAACGAUCAUUGGGAAACUUUCUGGCUCCUCUUGCCCGUUGGUUACACGAUUGGGCACUUUGUUUUCGACUUCCCGGUCAUUUUCAACCCUCAAUAUUAUGGAUGGUUCUUCAAUCCGCAUCUCUGUUAUUACGAGGAUUUGGAUGGAGUUGUAAGUUUGGCUCCGAUUUAUAGGAAACUUCAAAAAAAAAUGAAAUUUUUAUUAAUUCCGUACCCCAUCAAGAUUUUUGCAGAAUAUCUCGGGUACCUUUGCACAGAGCUCGCUAAAAUUUUCAGAAUUCACGCUGAGACAAAUGCAGAAUUUCCUGCCAAAACUUUAAAAACCAGCAAUUCAAAACAAAGCCAAAAUUUUUAUUUUCAGUACACCAACUACUCCCACAUUUCCCACAAUGUUAUGGUCGCCGUCUCCAUUCCCCUGUGUUAUUUUAUCUUUUAUUUUUUCGUUCGCAGUAUGCGCCAGGAUCAAGAGUCUUCCAAAAACGAUAACGGUGUAAGAUUACUACUAUUUUUAUUAUUUUUACAACUUUUUUCGCACCAAUAUUGAAGAUUUCAGCUGUUUCUCCAAAUCCUCAUCGUUUCCAUCACCUUGACCCUCGGAACCCUGGGUUAUUUUAUCAUGCAGAUCGACGGAGUGCCUCGCAUCAUCAUCUACACCGGUCAUUUCAACUGGCUGAUUGUGCAGAUCAGCCCGGCGAUCACAUAUUUUACCAUGAACCAGACGUUUAAAAAGAAAUUGUUCAGGAAAAAGAUUGCAAGUUCAAAAGCGGGGUCGUCAGUACUGGGAUCGAUAAACAGACCGCAGAAUACGACGGAACGACCCGAUGAAACAUUCUCACAAGCGCGGUAG